This is a messenger RNA of Pieris macdunnoughi, 624 nucleotides long. NCBI's taxonomy places the organism in Eukaryota, Metazoa, Arthropoda, Insecta, Lepidoptera, Pieridae. The record is from the annotation of a GenBank genome assembly.
AUGACCGGCGUCGGCGUCGGCGUGGGCGUGGGCUGCAGCUCCACCUGCGAGCGCCGGAGACACGUCCCCGAUCAGAGUACACCGCUGCUGGCGGGAGUGGCCCCGCUGGGCUCCACGCAGUCUUCUCUGGGCUCGCUGCACGCCCACGCCGUCCCGCCCUGUGCGUCGAGUGGCUGCCCGCUGGGCGCGGCCGGAGGCGGGGACGUGUACGCGAGCGCGAUGACGGCGCGCGAGAGAGGACACUACGUCGCCUACGAGCCGCUCGGACAGUACACGCACCGAGACUCGUUGAGCGGCGAGGCGGCGCCGGGCGGGGCGACGUCGUGCGCCGGGUCGCUGCGACGCGGAGGCUGCGGGGGGCCGCUGCACAGUUUCACUCUUCCCGACAACGCCUCCGACCGCUCCACGCCCUCGCACUCCAAGGCGGGCAGCGUGAGGGAGACGUCGCCGUACAAGAAGAGCGCGAGUUCGUCGCCGGGCCGGCUGCAGCCGGGCGGGGUCGGCGUCGAGCUUGAGGGGCUGACGUCGUCGCGCUCCACGGAGCGUCUCCACCGGGACAUGCAGAACCUCGAGGGCCUCAUGAAGGACCUCUCCGCCAUCACGCAGCAGCAGUUCCAUUGCUAA